AUGCCAAUCUCCGUCAAAGAGACAGUGACACGCCUCGCAGCUAUUUCCAAGCUUCUAGUACUAUCCUACAUAAUCGACUGGAUAUUCAUCAUCGGCAUCGCCCUAAUCGGCUAUGGCUUCUACAAACAACCUCCAAACCACCACCCCUUCAGCUUAACCGAUCCAACAAUCAGCUACCCCCUCACCAAAGAAACCGUAACAACCAAAACCCUGCUCCUAGUCUGCCUCUUCGCCCCGGCUAUUAUAAUCCUCCUGUUCUCAUGGCUACUCGUCCCAGCGAAGGCCACCUCCUCCACCUCCACCUCUAACCCCGGCUCUUCUAAAUCCCCCGCAGCGCAAUAUAUCCGCCGCAAAUUCUGGGAAUGGAACGUCGGCUGGAUGGGGCUCGCGCUGGCCCUCGCAAGCACCUGGACCGCUACCCAGGGUCUGAAGGCCUUAAUCGGAAAGCCGCGACCUGAUCUUCUCGCGCGCUGCAAUCCAGACGUAGCGCGCAUUGCGGAGUUCACAGUUGGCGGGCUUGGGGAGUCGGUGCGGGGUGCGGCGACGCUUGUUUCGUGGGAGAUUUGUCGCGACAGGAGUAGUUCGUUGCGCAUUGAUGGCUUUGCGAGUUUUCCGAGUGGGCAUUCUUCUUUCUCCUUCGCCGGCUUAAUUUACCUAACCCUCUGGCUCUGCUCGAAAUUCUCCGUCGCAUUUCCUUAUCUCCCGCGCUACCCGAUUGAAGACCAGAGCUACAGCGAUGAUAGUUUAUCCGUGCGGAAACGCGGCGCCGCGCCGCCCGUCUACCUAAUGCUGAUUGCGUUCUUCCCGACUGCCACGGCAUGCUUUAUUGCUGGGUCGCGCUGGUUCAAUUACAGACAUAAUGGCUUUGAUAUUCUCUUCGGCGCGGCGAUCGGCCUUUUCUUCGCUUAUAUCGCGUUUAACAUGUACCAUCUUCCGAUUCGGCGCGGUGGCGGCUGGGCUUGGGGUGCGCGCAGUCGGAGACGCGCUUUUGUGCGGGGGGUUGGCUUUCCGAGUUCUCUGGGCACUGAUGGGUGGGCCGAUGAGCGGGGUUUGGAUGUGGAUGUUGAGGGUGCGGCUGCGGUGCGGGAUAUGGUGUUUAGGGGGCAGGCACAGGGACGUAUCAAGCCGGAGAGUAGUGAGAGUGAGGCUGUUAGGCAUGAGGGGUGA
Penicillium roqueforti is the source of this 1167-nucleotide messenger RNA. Its product is annotated as phosphatase PAP2 family protein. Bases 1 to 1167 code for a protein of 388 amino acids. Gene Ontology annotation, biological process: phospholipid metabolic process. The record is from RefSeq and is a predicted model, not a curated record. The transcript is spliced from 3 exons. Gene Ontology annotation, molecular function: phosphatidate phosphatase activity. NCBI's taxonomy places the organism in Eukaryota, Fungi, Ascomycota, Eurotiomycetes, Eurotiales, Aspergillaceae.